AUGUUCGACCACCACGGUCAUCCCAAGAAAUAUGGAGGAGAUGUCUUAACUGCUCGACUUCACAGCUCUGCUCUUGAUGCAGGUGUUGCAGGUCAAGUGUUGGACCAUCUCAACGGCACCUACUCUGUUGUUUUCCCUUUACUCUGGGAAGGAUCUGCACAGGUGGAGGUGACUCUGGUUCACCCCAGUGAGGCACUAGCCGUGCUCCACAGGCUGAUCUAUGACCAGCCUGAUCAGAUUGCUUACAACGCCCUGUUCAGGUUGGGUUCAGUCAAUGAAACCACCAUCUGCGGCAUCUGCAUGCGUCCGACCCAGCAUCCCCUCUGUGACUACACUGAUGUUGAGGAUGAACUUGACCCCAUCACUACCUUACAAGUUACCAGUAAACAUCAGAGGAAUCUCAGUUUCUGCUCCUUCCGACAUCUUUCUCCAGAAGAGGCUGUUGAGGAAAACCUCAUAUUAAACUCUAUUGCUUGGCCUAAAAUUCCGCCUCUGCUGCCUCCUCGUUCAAUAAACGACACCAGCGAUCCGGCCCACAGCAGCUUCAUCAUUCUUCCAAAGAAGGGAGGUGGUCAGUGGAUCGUUGGGGAUCAGCUGAAGGUCAGGAUCAAAAUGUUUGACUACCACGGUCAUCCCAAGAAAUACGGAGGAGACUUCAUACUUGCUCGACUGCACAGCCCUGCUCUUGAUGCAGGUGUUGCAGGUCAAGUGUUGGACCAUCUCAACGGCACCUACUCCGUAGUUUUCCCUUUACUCUGGGAAGGAUCUGCACAGGUGGAGAUGACUCUGGUUCACCCCAGUGAGGCAGUCGCUGUACUCCACUGGCUGACCUAUUACCAGCCUGAUCGACUUGAUUACAACACCCAGUUCCGGUCAGGUUCAGUCAGAGAAACCACCAUCUGCAACAUCUGCCUGCCUCCAACCCAGGAACCCAUCUGUGACUACACUGAUGUCCGUACAGGUGAACCGUGGUUCUGCUACAAGCCAAAGACGCUGAGCUGUGAUCAUAAAAUCAGCCAGUCAGCAGGCCCAAUCAAAGAAACAAGCUUUGUAAACAGAGAUUUUUUUCAAAGAGACGUCAACCUAAAAGUCUUCAUUGGAACAUCAGGACCUGCUCAAGUCACUGUGCUGUCAAAAAAGGAAGGUAAUGCAAGAAGCAGAAGUGUGUCUGGAGCAGCAGGUUAUUACUACAAAGGUGUUUGGCGAUCACUGCGCGACACUCCAGUUCACCAGUUCAACACAACAUCAGCCAUCACUGAGUGUCUGAAAAACAAGGAGAUCCACAUGUAUGGAGACUCCACCAUCAGGCAGUGGUUUCAAUACCUCCUCAAAGCACAACCAGAUCUCCAGAAGCUUGACUUCCAGUCAAGUUACCCGAAGUCCGGUCCAUUCUUUGCUCUGGACAGUGAGAACAACAUCAAAGUGACUUUCCGCUGCCAUGGUCCUCCAAUCCGUUUUAGUGUUUCAACCAUUGAGAUGCAUUACAUUGCCAAUGAACUCAACGAAGUAGCUGGAGGUCCCAACACUGUCAUCAUUAUUGGCAUCUGGGCACAUGUCAUCACUUUCCCUGUUGAGAUGUACAUCCGGCGGCUGAUGACCAUUCGGAAGGCAGUGUUGCGCCUGUUGACCAGGGCUCCAGACACUCUGAUCAUCAUCAGAACUGCAAACCCCAAAGAUUUAGCACGAUUUGAGGAGAUUUUUGCCAGUGACUGGUACAUAAUGCAGCAUGACAAGGUUCUUCGUACCAUAUUCAAAGGAAUAAACGUUCACCUGGUGGAUGCCUGGGAAAUGACUCUGGCCCACUGGCUGCCUCACAACACCCACCCUGAACCUCCCAUUAUCAGCAAUAUGAUGAAUGCUGUUUUUUCCUCCAUAUGCCCUGGAAAUAGCAGUUAG
Molecule: messenger RNA, 1896 nt
Organism: Salarias fasciatus (jewelled blenny)
Lineage: Eukaryota; Metazoa; Chordata; Actinopteri; Blenniiformes; Blenniidae
Product: NXPE family member 3-like
Exons: 7
Coding region: 1-1896 (631 amino acids)
Source: RefSeq, a predicted model, not a curated record